ACGGACAUCGAUGACAUGGGUACGGGGAGCAAUGAUCCCUCCGUCUGGAGAGGUGGACUUGCAGAGGAGGUGGAUGACAAAGUUCUUCAUGCAGCUUUUAUUCCUUUUGGAGAUAUCACAGAUAUUCAGAUUCCUCUGGAUUAUGAAACAGAAAAGCACCGAGGAUUUGCUUUUGUUGAAUUUGAGUUGGCAGAGGAUGCUGCAGCAGCCAUCGACAACAUGAAUGAAUCUGAACUCUUUGGACGGACGAUUCGCGUCAAUUUGGCCAAACCAAUGAGGAUUAAGGAAGGCUCUUCCAGACCAGUUUGGUCAGAUGAUGACUGGUUGAAGAAGUUCUCUGGGAAGACUCUGGAAGAGAAUAAAGAGGAAGAGGGGUCGGAGCCCCCCAAAGCAGAAGCGCAGGAGGGAGAGCCCACUGCCAAAAAGGCCCGGUCGAACCCUCAGGUGUACAUGGACAUCAAGAUUGGGAACAAGCCAGCCGGCCGCAUCCAGAUACUCCUGCGCUCAGACGUCGUUCCCAUGACGGCAGAGAAUUUCCGUUGCCUGUGCACCCACGAGAAGGGCUUUGGCUUCAAGGGGAGCAGCUUCCACCGCAUCAUCCCCCAGUUCAUGUGCCAGGGCGGCGAUUUCACCAACCACAACGGCACCGGGGGCAAGUCCAUCUACGGGAGGAAGUUCGAUGAUGAGAACUUCAUUCUCAAGCACACGGGACCAGGCCUGCUCUCCAUGGCCAACUCCGGCCCGAACACCAACGGCUCCCAGUUCUUCCUGACGUGUGACAAGACGGACUGGCUGGACGGCAAGCACGUGGUGUUCGGGGAGGUCACGGAAGGCCUGGACGUCUUGCGGCAGAUCGAGGCGCAGGGCAGCAAGGACGGGAAGCCGAAGGAGAAGGUGAUCAUCUCUGACUGUGGGGAGUACGUGUGAGAGGCGCCUCCUCUGCACCGCCCCGCACAUCCAGGAUCCGGCAGCCCCCGGGACCCAGCACCUGUUAACGGGGGUCUGUGCCGUGGCCUCGGGCUCAGCUUGGAGCAGCUCCUCUGCAGGCGCGGCCUGGCCUUCCCCUGGCUCUUCCAAGUGAGGCCGCGGGCCAGGAUCCAGCACAGGCGCCACCCUCCCCACCGUGGACGGCUGUGCGUGGCCUUUGCUGCCAGGGCCUCUCCUAGGCCCAGCAGUGUGGCUCUAGACGUUUCUUCUGGUAAAAUAAACCCCAGUUCCUGUCUUGCUGCCUCCAGCUAGUUCCUGGGAGACUGCACCUAUGGCUAAGCUGUCACAGUGAGAUAGGCUGGCGAGGAAGUAGGGCAUAGUGUCUUCCCCGCAACUUGUCUUUCCUUUCUUGGGUAUAGCCCCUGAGAUGCCAGGUGAUGUAUCUUCAAGCCAGAUAUUCUGAGUCGGAGGCAGUGGAAGAGUUCCCAUCUGUUGCCCCUGCUGCUGACCUGAAGCUGGCUUCUCAUAGCCAACAUGCAUACGAGUCUCAAUGAUUCAUUUAUUUGUUCACUUCUGUUCUACAGAAUUUUAAACAAUGACAUUUAUAACUCGAUGUGCCUUUUCCAUGCCAGAUACUGUGCUUAUUUGUCAGGAGACAGCAGGUCAGCACACUACCUGAGCCUAAUCCAGCCUGCUGCCUAUUUUUAUGAAUAAAGUUUUAUUGGAGCACAGCCACAUCAUUUGUUCA
Myotis brandtii (Brandt's bat) is the source of this 1675-nucleotide messenger RNA. It is a transcript of the gene PPIE, whose product is annotated as peptidylprolyl isomerase E (cyclophilin E). The transcript is spliced from 10 exons. The coding region runs from base 16 to 927 and encodes 303 amino acids. Gene Ontology annotation, biological process: protein folding; protein peptidyl-prolyl isomerization. The record is from RefSeq and is a predicted model, not a curated record. Gene Ontology annotation, cellular component: intracellular membrane-bounded organelle. Lineage: Eukaryota; Metazoa; Chordata; Mammalia; Chiroptera; Vespertilionidae. Gene Ontology annotation, molecular function: peptidyl-prolyl cis-trans isomerase activity; RNA binding.